Equus quagga is the source of this 1799-nucleotide messenger RNA. RefSeq names its product vegetative cell wall protein gp1. NCBI's taxonomy places the organism in Eukaryota, Metazoa, Chordata, Mammalia, Perissodactyla, Equidae. The record is from RefSeq and is a predicted model, not a curated record. The coding region runs from base 642 to 1799 and encodes 385 amino acids. The transcript has a single exon.
AGCCAAGCAGGGGCAGGGCAUGGUAAUGCUGCGGUCAUCUCUCCUUGCUCCCGGGGCCCACUGUUGGGUGGGGAAGGUGGAGGGCGGCAAGAAAACCCCCAAGAAUUCAACAGAGCAUUGGGGAAUCAUGCUCUUUUGUCCAACACCCAGGAAAGCCCAGGUAACUGCACUGGUCCCCAGGAAUGCUCCUGAAGAGGUGGGCUGCAGGCUCACGGGGCCGCUUUUCUGAAUGGAGCAGGCAGGCUCCUCAGCUUCGAGCUGCUGUCCCCACAACCAGCCUCGCCACCCAGCCAACAGCAUUCACGGGGCCUGUCCACAGCGGGGCUGCUGUGCUGUUGAGGACGCUGGUUCUGGAAACUAAGAGCAAGAGCCAGAAUCCAUGCCCCUCGUGCUGGUCGGCACCCCCCCCCCCCCCGGGGCUGUGCCCGUGAAAUGGGGAACGCAGGCAACAUGGGCCCAGUGUUCUAGGAAGUGGGAACAAAGGAUACUCUGUCUUUUCUCCCCCACCUUCUGGGCAGCAGGCCCAUGUCCAGCUCUUUUGAACCACGUCCUGGCCUUAUCUGAACCUUCUCCCCGUAGUGCUGACAAUUUCUUGUCCCUGAGGCAGGUCCUUAGAAAUCUAUGCCACCCCUGUAGUCACGAUGACCAGUUCUCCUAUCUCAGUGCUCCUGGAACAUCUUGCCCACCCCCUGAGAGAGCAGCUUCUGAGGUGGUCCUUAGGGAUUAAGCCCUCAAAGGCCAGGCCAGGGUCCACUGGCCACCCUGUGCCCCACCCCCGCCUUGUGAUUACCCAACAAUUGCUCACAAUGCUGCUGCUGGUCAUGAGGGUGGGCUUUGUGACACUGGCGGAACUGGGCUCUUGGGGGGGCUGGCUCAGAGACAUCGGGUGGACACAAGCCUCCCCAACACCAAUGAGCUCCCCCUCCCAUACCCCUAAUCCGUCCCCUACCCAGUCCCCCUCCCAGUCCCGUUCCAACAAUAUCAUCACCUCUUCCAACCAGCAGCCCUACUCUGGCUCCGGGGGCCCGGCCCCUUCCCCAUCCCCCACCCGGGGGCCUUCCUCUCGGCCCCUCUCUCACCCUCCCACCCCAAAUGCCUCACAGCCCUCUUCCCGGGCUUCCUCCCUGACCCCCAGCCCUCAUACCCAACAUGUGCCUCGAGGGUCUGCCCAAAACCCCACUCCGCCCACCUCCAAAUCUCCCUCCCAAUCUGGCUUGAAAACCCUCUCUAGAAACUCUUCCCAAACUCCUGCUCAGCCUAUCGGCAGGUCCCCCUCCCAAAGCCCUGUCCCCUCGGCCUCCUACAUCGGGCCGGUUCGGGGCAUCCCGUCCUACAUCGCCCCCUACGUGCCCCGCUUCCUGAAGGAGCCCCCCUUCUUCCAGCCCCCUACAUCACCGCUUCCCCUAGGCCAGUGCUGCCCCUGCCCCUGCCCCUGCCCCUGCCCCUGCCCCGCCCGCAAGCGCCCUCCGCCCCCGGAGUCGCUCUACUUACCUCUGCUGCCGCCCCCUCCGGCCCACUACAGCAGCAGCUGCUCCUACCCAACUCCCCCCGCCCUGUUCACGCCGCCUUCCUCGCUCUCCUACAGCCCGCCCCCCGAGGUCCUGGUGAGCGGGAAGCCGCACGUGGUCCCCACCGUGCUGCCGGCCACCUUCUACACCCCCUUCUCCCGCUACUACGCCCAGCCCCGCCCCUACCGGCCCCUGCGCCGCCGCCGCCCCAGUGUCCUGCCCCUCCCCACGCCCCCCAACGUGCAGUACGACGGCAUGGGCCGCUCUGUCCACUUCUUUCGUGGGUCCUAG